GAUGGCUUUUGGUUGAAACACAGAGCGGCAGAGACGGCGAGAGCUCUGUCCUUUGUUGUCCCCUUUUUCCUGCUUAGUGGGCAUCUCUCUUUUCCCCCCUUCUUUUCGACGAUCCUUACUUGAACUGGGAAGUUGCAGAACAUGGCGAGCAUGAUGGAUGAGGGCCCUAAAGAGGACGUUCUGUUCAUGGAGUUGCCUGCUCCUCCUGGUUGGAACUAAAAGUGACGCUUAUCAUUAUUGAUCAUCGCACCCAAGGCCCAAGAACAAUUGGAGUUACUGCACAGCCGUCGCCAUCUCAGGUCAAAAUGGAGGCGAUCGCCAAUGGUAGCUCAUCCCAAACCUUCCUAAUUGACGAGCAAAGCGCAUGGGUUAUUGGGUAAAUGCUCAUGAUGUCAAUUCCAUUCUAUUCAAUGCUGACCAAAGUGGAUGGAAGAAAGGUUCUCAGUUGUAGCAUCAAGUGGUUGUGGAGGAAAGAGAGGGAGAGAUUCCAUCAAAACCCACAUCCCAAACUUUAAACCCAGAAAGUAAAAACCCCAUUUCACCUCCAUUUUCGACCUCUAUCCAAGAUAAUCCACAGAGUUCGCUGUAGAUACAGUUCAGAGAGUAAUUGGGGGGGAAUCUUUUGGGUUAUGGCAUGCCUAAGGAUGAAGAAGAAGAAGCAGAGCGUUACAGAUUUUGAGUUUGGGAUUGAUUUGGUUCAUUCAAUCACACCAAUUAGCGAGCCUUGAUUCAACAGAUUUAACUCAUUUCUUCUUGUUCUUCUGCUUGUGUUCGUGGAAAUGAUGAUCAACGCGCGCUUAUACUUCUUUCUGCACUCGAUUCCCUUGUUGUUUAUUUUCUCCUUUCCGCCUGCUUCGUUAACAAUAGAAGCAUUCACUGGGACUUAUGGAAUAAACUAUGGACGAAUAGCAAAUAACAUCCCUUCACCUGAUAAAGUAGUGACUCUUCUUAGAGCUGCUAAGAUAAAGAAUGUUAGGAUUUAUGAUGCUGAUCACAGUGUUCUCAAGGCCUUCAGUGGGACAGGGCUAGAGCUUGUCAUUAGCAUUCCAAAUGAAUAUCUGAAAGAUAUGAGUGCAAAUGAAAAUCAUGCCUUGAACUGGGUUAAACAAAACGUGCAGCCCUUCCUUCCAGAGACCCUUAUUCGUGGGAUUGCUAUAGGUAAUGAAGUUUUGGGAGGGAGUGAUUUUGAGUUAUGGACAGUAUUGUUGGGUGCAGCCAAAAAUGUUCAUAAUGCUCUAAAGAAGCUCGGUUUAGAUGAUGGAAUUCAGAUCACUACAGCACAUUCCCAAGCCGUGUUUUCUAAUUCUUUUCCACCCUCCUCGUGUAAAUUCAGAGAAAAUGUUGCUCAGUAUAUGAAGCCUCUAUUGCAGUUCUUCUCACAGAUUGGCUCUCCUUUCUGUUUAAAUGCAUACCCAUUUCUGGCCUACAUGAGUGACCCUGAAAAUAUUGAUAUCAAUUAUGCUCUUUUUCUAUCGACGAAAGGGAUCGACGAUCCUAAAACUCGCCUGCAUUACGAUAACAUGCUCGAUGCUCAGAUCGAUGCAGCUUACGCCGCGCUGGAAGAUGCUGGAUAUAAAGAUAUGGAAGUCAUAGUUACAGAAACAGGAUGGGCUUCACGUGGAGAUGACAAUGAAGAAGCAGCUACAGUAGGUAAUGCAAGGACUUACAAUUUUAACUUGAGGAAACGGCUUGCCAAGAAGAAAGGAACCCCUCUUAGGCCAAAACAUGUGGUGAAGGCUUAUAUCUUUGCACUGUUUAAUGAGAAUUUGAAGUGGGGGCCGACUUCUGAGAGAAACUAUGGGCUUUUCAAGCCUGAUGGGAGCAUUGCUUAUGAUAUUGGCUUUCAAGGGCUUCAAUCUUCAUCUGCUUACGCAUUACUUUCAACUAUUAAGGAACAUGGAGGUAGAGGUUCUUAUGAGCACCACAUCUCAGUAGCAAUAAUAUCAGCUCUAACUCUAUUUCUGUUCUUGCAAUGAUGGGUUUUAUAAGCAAAAACUACCAAAUACCAUUGAUUCUCCCAGCCGACAUUCAAACGUUUCCAUGCAGAGCAUAAAUUAUACAGUUCAUGGAUUCUUGUUUUCAUGAAUGUACACUACAAAUUUGCUGAUAUAUUUUUUUUAAAUCGUUCAUAGCCAAAUGUAUAUUGUGAAUUAUUAAAGAACCAAGGCUAUCAUUAGCUUUGUUAUAGAGAAUAAAGUUUAAAUAUGUUUCGUGUU
Cucurbita pepo subsp. pepo (vegetable marrow) is the source of this 2216-nucleotide messenger RNA. Its product is annotated as glucan endo-1,3-beta-glucosidase 14. The record is from RefSeq and is a predicted model, not a curated record. Gene Ontology annotation, molecular function: hydrolase activity, hydrolyzing O-glycosyl compounds. Gene Ontology annotation, biological process: carbohydrate metabolic process. Lineage: Eukaryota; Viridiplantae; Streptophyta; Magnoliopsida; Cucurbitales; Cucurbitaceae.